This is a messenger RNA of Ornithodoros turicata, 516 nucleotides long. Its product is annotated as alpha-crystallin A chain-like. Lineage: Eukaryota; Metazoa; Arthropoda; Arachnida; Ixodida; Argasidae. Gene Ontology annotation, biological process: response to heat; protein refolding. The transcript has a single exon. The coding region runs from base 1 to 516 and encodes 171 amino acids. The record is from RefSeq and is a predicted model, not a curated record. Gene Ontology annotation, cellular component: nucleus; cytoplasm.
AUGGCUGUUUGCCCACGCAUCCUGCAUGACUUCUGCCGUCCAAUGGACAUCGCAGAUUGCUUGUUUGAGGGCACCUUUGUUCCGGGGAUCUUGGACAGAGAUCUGUUUUCAUCCCCUGCUUAUCAUCGCCGGUACUUCGUGGCUCCGUUUGGAAAGGACGACGUUAACCUCGGGAGGUCGCCCUCUCAUGAAGUCAGCUGUACAUCGGACAAGUUCGCUCUGAAUCUCGACGUCAGGAAUUUCGCACCGGAAGAGAUCUCAGUGAAGACGACAGAAAACAGAGUCGAAAUCCAUGCCAAGCACGAAGAGAAAUCCGACGACCACGGCUACGUUCUUCGAGAAUUCACGCGGCGAUAUGCUCUUCCGGAAGAUGUGGACCCUGAGACUGUGACAUGCAACAUGUCUGCCAAGGGAGUUCUCACACUUAAAGCACCGAGGAAGAAAGCCGUCAAAGAAGCAAAGACUAUUCCGAUUGCCGUGGAACACGCGAAGAAAGAUGCCGUGACAGAGAAGUAA